AUGGUUAACAGUUUAGAAGAACGUCUCAAGACUCAUUCAUCUGCAUUUGACGGAUUAUUAUCAUUAAUCCCAGCCAAAUACUAUUAUGAUGAUUCAACCAAAGAUCAAUGGAAACAAAAGAAAAAGUCCAAGCAAGAUUUAAAACAAAAUAAACGUGCCAAGUUAAACCCAGAAACUAAUGACGAUAGUGCUAAAGAUGUUAGCGAUUCCCGAGCCAAUAAUGCCAGUGAAAUUGAAUUACCUAAAAAGCUUCCAAAACCCAUUACUGAAGAUGAAGAUGAAGAUGAUGUAGAAAUACCCGAUAUGGAUGUAAGUGGAGAUGAGGAUGACGAUAUCAUGAACGACAAUCAGUUGAUUUUUGAUGAUGAUGGGAAUGAAGUUGAAACUGAAACUUACCCCAAGCAGGAAAUACAACAUGAGAAGAAGUCCAAGACCAAGACAUUAUCUCCAGAAGAGAAACAAAAAAGGGAUGAAAGUUUAUCAAAAUUAAGAGAAAAGUUGGCCAGUAAGAUAAAUACAUUAAAGGAAAAAAGAAAAGCGCUUGGAACUAAAGUUUCUGGUGCUCCACAAUCUCGUGAACAAAUCUUGGCUGAACGUAAACGAAAGGAAGAAUUGAAAAAGAGAAAGCAUCAAGAUUUAGAAGAAGAAUCUGAUGAAUCUGAUAAUGAAUUGUCCUCCGACGAAGAAGAACAAGAAGAAUCUUCUAAAUCGGUUCUUUACGGUAAUAUCGUAUUCCAAGAUGGUUCACAAGUUACUUCGGAUUUAACUAAAUUCCGUAAUAGUGCUGAAAAGAAGAAACAAAAGGGACCAGCAAACAACGAUCUCAAAGCACACUUAUUAAAAUUAGAACAAAAGAAGAAAAGAUUGGCAACUUUAGCUCCUGAAGAACAAGCAAAGCAACAAGAAAAAGACAAAUGGCAACGAGUUCUUGCUCAAGCCGAAGGAAUUAAAGUCAAAGACGACGAAAAAUUAUUAAAAAAAGCAAUUAAACGUAAAGAAAAGCAAAAAUUAAGAAGUGAAAUUGAAUGGAAGGACCGUAAGCAAAUAGUUAAAGAUACUGUGGCUGCAAGAGCAAAGAGAAGAGAAGAAAACUUAAAAGCAAGACGAGAAAAUAAAGGUAAGAAAGGUAAAAAUCAACCAAGGUUAAAGAAGUUCACUGGGAUUGUUAACAAGAAUGCUCAAGGUAAAAAGAAGAGAGCAGGCUUUGAAGGAAGUGCAAAAUCAAACAAGAAGAAGUAA
Messenger RNA from Spathaspora passalidarum NRRL Y-27907, 1239 nucleotides. RefSeq names its product ribosome biosynthesis protein. Bases 1 to 1239 code for a protein of 412 amino acids. Gene Ontology annotation, cellular component: nucleolus. Gene Ontology annotation, molecular function: RNA binding; DNA binding. Gene Ontology annotation, biological process: ribosomal large subunit biogenesis; ribosomal small subunit biogenesis. NCBI's taxonomy places the organism in Eukaryota, Fungi, Ascomycota, Pichiomycetes, Serinales, Debaryomycetaceae. The record is from RefSeq and is a predicted model, not a curated record. The transcript has 2 exons.